This is a messenger RNA of Anneissia japonica, 4336 nucleotides long. Its product is annotated as ADP-ribosylation factor-like protein 13B. Bases 206 to 1810 code for a protein of 534 amino acids. Gene Ontology annotation, biological process: receptor localization to non-motile cilium; non-motile cilium assembly. Gene Ontology annotation, cellular component: non-motile cilium; ciliary membrane. NCBI's taxonomy places the organism in Eukaryota, Metazoa, Echinodermata, Crinoidea, Comatulida, Comatulidae. The record is from RefSeq and is a predicted model, not a curated record. The transcript is spliced from 10 exons. Gene Ontology annotation, molecular function: GTP binding; GTPase activity.
GUGUAGACGUGACUCGGUUGGUCAUUGAUGAAUGAUGGAGCAGGUAGAUAGGUUCUUUGCUGUUUUUAUGAAGACGGCGUAGUAGAAGCAACUAAUUUAAUUUCUCGUUAUGUUGAAGUUUUGAAUUAACUCUAAAUUUUUAAGUGACUGUCUAUAAAUAGACUGUGGCAGUAGAACCAAGGGACUGGCUAAUCCUGAAGGCUUCAUGUACAGUCUGAUGGCUAACUGCUUUGCUUGCAUCAAAAAACACCAGGAGCCGACAAAGAAGGUGACCCUGGUGCUAAUUGGGCUUGACAAUGCUGGCAAGACAACAGCCAUCAAAGCGGUAAAAGGAGAAGCCAACACUGAAGAACCACCGACAGUUGGCUUUUCAAGUGUUGAAUUUACAUUUGAAAAGAAGUAUGAGGUUACUGUAUAUGAUCUUGGAGGUGAGAAGAGGAUCAGAGACAUUUGGAAGGAUUAUUACGCUGAAGUACAUGGUGUUGUGUUUGUUCUAGAUGCAAGUGAUGAAGACAGGAUUGACGAAUGCAGGCUGGCACUCAGGGAAACAUUAGAACAUAAGAAAAUUUGUGGCAAGAGGAUUUUAGUUUUAGCAAAUAAGCAUGACAAUGAUGGUGCUUUGGAUGAAGUUGAUGUGUGCGAACGGUUAGAUCUUGAGGACAUGGUAAAUGACAGCAAAUGUCCCUGCAGAGUUGAAACAUGUGCAGCUAUCGAGGGAUUUGGAAAGAAGAUGGACAAGUCUAUCUUCCAGGGUUUCCAGUGGUUGCUCUCUGGAAUGUCUGAUGAUUGGGAAAAAUUAAGUGAAAGAGUUGACAAAGACUUUGCAGAGCAAAGGGAAGCAGAGCAAAAAUAUAAGAAAGAACGAAUGGAACAAAUUAGGAAGCAAAAGGAAGAAAGACUGAAGAGAGAGAAAGAAGAAAGGGAACGAAAUGGUGAGGUAGAGUCAUCAGAAGAAGAAGUUAUUGAUGGUGAUCCGUUCAAGAAAGUUGACAAUAACUAUUUUGAGGAAAAGAAAACGAAAAAGGCUAAGAAGAAAAAGAAGAUUGGUAAAGAAAACCAUGAAGUUGAUGAGGAACCAGUUAAGAAAACUAAAGCAAAGUCACCACGGUUAAAAGAGGAAAGUGAUGAAUCACAAGAAACACAAAGGACUAAAAGUAAUGGAAAUAUUGUGGUGACUAAAAAAACAAAGAAAAAAUCUCCCAGAGGAGUAGAAAACAAAGCAUUUGAUGCUGAAGACAAUGUAAAAAAACAUAAUGAUGUAAAUAAAAAGAGUUCCGCAGCAUGGGAGUUGGAUUCAGAAUCAGAACCAGAGAUUGUGGUCACUAAAAAGAAAAAAAAGAAAACAAAGAAGACAGUAGUGGAUGAUAAUGAGAAUGAAGAUGAUGUUGAAUUAAGUGCAAGAAAGCAAAAAGGUUUAAAUGCCAGCAGAUCAAGUCAAUUGGAAUUAUCACAAGAUGAAGAUGAAUCAAUUGUGAAAAAGAAGAAGAAAAAGAAAAAGUUCAAAAAGAACAACAAAACAGCACCAAUGCCAGUGGAAAGCAUUGAUGAAGUCAAUGCACCAGGCCUUCCAAAUCCAUUGGGCUCACCAUCAUGGGCAAAUCCUGCUGGACAGAGGAACAUCUUCAUCAAAGCUUCCAAACAACCAUCACUGGAACCUUUAAUGGAAGGAAAUGCACAAAAACUUAGUCCCAUCUCAAAUCCCAAGCUAGAGCCAAUUAAAUCAAGUUCGAGUCAUAACUGGAGUCUAGAGCUACCUGAAAUACCGACCAGGAGAAAACCAAACACAGAUGACGAUGACAUUGUUGUGUAGGUCCAAUCCAGUAAUGUUUCAUCUCAUAAGCUGGCUGUAAUUCAGACAGUGUAUGACUCUUCCACCUAUCUGGUCAUGUGAUUAUGUUUUGUGAUAGCAAAUAUUUGCAGAUAUUGUGAAUUUUGCUUAACCAAAGAUUAUUUUUAAAACUUAUUUAUUUGCAGAAAAUUUUAAAAUCACAUUCAAUAGGUAAAUGUCAUAGUUACACAAAGUGUUAUGUAGCAUGUUAACAAAAUGUAUGUUUUUUUUUCAAUCUUAUUUUGAUAGUAAGAUUUGGUUUUUUUAUGAAGGAACCAAUUGAUUUCCAUGUUUAUGUUUUAUUUGUGUAUAUUCAAAAAUAUUUUUAUAUAUUUAUUUGUUGUAAAUAGGAAUACAAAGCUGUUUCUAAAAUAGUCUUAAAUAUAUACUGACUGUGUUGAGUUAAAUAACUUGAACAAUACUAUAUUUCUGCAAUGUGGAGUAACUUGGAGGCUAAGAUGAUCGCCUUCCAUUAGCAGGGUCCAGGGUUCAAAUUCUGUAACACUAGACUUUACCCAUUAAAACUAAAAGCAACUCCACCCUGUUUGCCACCCUCAGGAUAAUUGUGGUUUUUUCUUAGGGAGGGGGGGAUUUUACAUAUGACACCACAGACAGUAUAUUUUUUAAGUGCAUUAAUCAAUCAUUAUUAUUAAGAGACUAAAAUUAAAUAUAUGCAAUUGCUAAAAAUGUAUAUUAAAUCAUUCAUUAAUUUCAUUCCAACAAAUUUUAAUGUUUAAAUUGAGGCUUUCAAUAUUAUUUAUUUGUAAAUGAAAUGGUUAUGUCUGUUAACAGAGUAUACUUAAUAUAAAAGAUUAUUAACACCACAAUUCUUUAAAAAAAUUCUUUAAAAAAUAUGAGAAAACCAAAUCAUACACAUUAAAAAUAAUGCAAGGGGCUAAAACCUGCUAUUGGUUUAGAAUACACGUACAGUAAACUGUCAAAAAUAUCAGUAACUUAGAAUUCAUUCAGAAAUCCUCAGAAAUACACAAAUCUAAUGUAUUCUAAAGCAUGUACUAUGAAAUUCAUAAAUAAUUAUAAUAGUUCAGUAAUUAUAUAGCACUUAAUGUAAACCACCUUGAGUCAAACAAUAUUUAAUAAUUAAUGAAUUUAAUAUAUUAAUAAUUAUAAAUUGCUGAUAACAGAUACCUUGAGAUUAUUACUUCAAAUGUAUUUCAUAAAUACAAUAUAUAAAUGUAUGCAUUUUACGUUUUAAAUAAUUAUUUAAGCAAAACAUAAAUGAGUAUAAUGUUUUGUGAUCUGCUAUGCAUGUACUUUAAGUAGUGUUAUACAUUUAGUGCUAAAGUUAAGUUAAAGAAUCUACUGAGGCACUGUAUACUUAACUAAAAUUCAUGAAUUUGAUGUUGCAAAUUAAGAAGCAAACAAAAAAAUACCAUCAUUUUGAUAGGUUUAUGAGUGUUAUGGCUAGGUUAAAUAAUAAUUACAUGUUCAUUGUCUGUUAAAAAGAGAGCAGGCCCUUUUUAAUAGGUGCGUCUUUAGUUAUUUUUUUCAAGAUGGCCAACAUGUCCUUUCUCUGAGAUUCUAUAAUGCUGCUUUCCCCAAAGUAAUUCAAAUUUCAUUUCAUUGUUUGAUGAACUAUAUAUUUUUUUUGUACUUCUGGGUUACAUUUUUUGUCAUAUUCAAAAACUAACUAAAAAGAAGGGAAAAGAAUCAUGUAAUAUUUGUUAUUUUGCUUUAGAUGUUAUUGUAUGUUAAUGUAAAAUCAUUGCAGACAUUUUUAAAAAUGUUUCUUACAAAUGUUAGACAGUGUAUCCUGUUAAUGUGAAAGGAUGUGCAUCCAAAAUUAAGAGUGAUGAUCAGAGAGAAAUUAGACAGUAAGUCCCAGUGGCGGAUUCAAGGGAGCCUAGCCAGAGAAAAAAAGAAAAUUACAUUCAAAUUUUAAGAGAGAGAGUGCCAUUGCCGGCCUUUUAGAGGUGACAUAAUCGUAAAUUUUCUUACUCAGCCCCAAGCAUGGUGAGGGUCUGAGGUGGUAUAGACCCUCCAUCUGUCAAAGUCCCUCCCUGGGGCCCCCUUUAUUUAAAAUUCUUGGAUCCGCUACUGAGUCCUGUAGUUGAUGUUUGAGGAGUGUCCCCUUUAAAAAAAAAAUGUAGGACGGCAGGUAAACAUGAAUUAGUGUGGGGUGUGUGUUCCAAUGUAGAGAUGUCAAAUUGUAAGAGAGACUUUGUUCUGUUAAUAGGAUCUUAAUACAUAUUAGCAGUUUAGGAAUAGAGAAUAUAGUUUCCUAUGAUAAAGUGCAAUGGUGCUAAAUUUUAUAAGACAAUAUUACAUAAAAUAAAUACAUAUUUUGCAACUUGAGUGUUGUAAUAAUAUUAAAGAUUCUAUAUUAUUGAAUCUUUAUGGAUAAAAUCAAUAAGACAUUGUGUAUGAACUGCAUAAAAUAUUUUAGAUGAUGAAUUCAUUUUUGUUUUUAAGAUUAUUGCUUGCUAAUUGUAUGCCACUGGUUUAUACGUAGCAUGAGAAUUGGAAUAAAAAACAAUAUGAAAGAAACUA